Messenger RNA from Emiliania huxleyi CCMP1516, 669 nucleotides. RefSeq lists its product as hypothetical. The coding region runs from base 1 to 669 and encodes 222 amino acids. Gene Ontology annotation, biological process: copper ion transmembrane transport. The transcript has 2 exons. Gene Ontology annotation, cellular component: membrane. Gene Ontology annotation, molecular function: copper ion transmembrane transporter activity; metal ion binding. The record is from RefSeq and is a predicted model, not a curated record. NCBI's taxonomy places the organism in Eukaryota, Haptophyta, Isochrysidales, Noelaerhabdaceae.
AUGCCUCCCAUGCACAUGCCGCCCAUGCAUAUGCCUCCCAUGCAUAUGCCACCAAUGGCGCCCAUGGUGAUGUCCUUUGGCGCCGCGACGUCCGGCGUGCCGUUCCUCUUCAGCAGCUGGAAGCCGGCGACGCCCGCCGCCUUCUUCUUUGCGUGCGCCCUCACAAUGGCAGCCGCGGCAGCGCUCGAGGUUGCCCUCCGCGCGCUGCCCCACCUCGAGCGGAGGCUCGCGCGCGGUGGCCGCCGGCUCGCGCACCGCAACCUUCUGCGCGCCGCCCACACGGUCGCGACGACGGGGCUGUCUUACGCGCUGAUGCUGCUCGCGAUGAGCUUCAACGUGUACAUCUUCGCGGCCGUCAUCCUCGGCUUCGGGCUCGGCGCGCUCUUCGCCGGCCACCUGCACGAGCCUCCAAAGACGCGGCCGCCGCGGCUUGCAGAGAUGGACAGCGCCAACCCGCCGACCUGCGAGCAGCUCUCGGUGCUGCGCGUGAGCGGGAUGACGUGCGCGGCGUGCGUCGUGGCGGUCGAGGUUGCGCUGCGCAGCGUCGCCGGCGUCACCGCCGCCGCGGUCGACCUCGAGGCGGGCUCCGCCACCGUGCUGAGCUCGAGCGGCGGCGGAGGCGGCCUCUCGGCGCCGCCGAUCACGCAGAUGCUCGACGCGGCCCGGUAG